Molecule: messenger RNA, 2800 nt
Organism: Haliotis rubra (blacklip abalone)
Lineage: Eukaryota; Metazoa; Mollusca; Gastropoda; Lepetellida; Haliotidae
Product: NPC intracellular cholesterol transporter 1-like
Exons: 3
Coding region: 302-1561 (419 amino acids)
Biological process (GO): G protein-coupled receptor signaling pathway
Cellular component (GO): membrane
Molecular function (GO): G protein-coupled receptor activity; peptide binding
Source: RefSeq, a predicted model, not a curated record
UGACCUUCCUCUGAACCUGUCCUGUGUGUCGGACUAUGGUGGAGUGGUCGAACCCUCCCAGAUAUUUUGUGGAUAUGACGGCAGCAACUAUCAGAACUCCACCCAGCUGGUGAUGACGUUCGUGAUAAAGGACCCCCGGGCGUCUCCUGUUUCUACUGUGUGGGUGAACGGAAUUCGAAGGUUCAUCCAGACGUGGCAAAACGCCAACAAGGAAGUGAAGAUCACCACCUUCUCUGAACCCCCUAAUUAGGUCGUCAUUGAUGUCCAGAGGAGACGAACGGUUUUCCCAUCGGUCAUUCAGAUGUUCCAGCAGUCUCUGCACAUGAUGGAGAACACCAGUUUCCAGAACGACCUUAAGACUUUCCUUCGUGACUACGACGAUCGUCACGCCCUACAGGUUCUGCCCGCCAUCUUGUGUCUUGCUGUUCUGAUGGUGCUAGGCUUGUUGGGGAACUCGCUUGUCUGUUACGUGUACAUUGCAAAGUUCAAACCAAGCCCCACCAAUAGAUAUAUAAUAGCCCUGGCAAUAUUUGACCUUAUCAACUGUGGCAUAUGCAUACCUCAUGAAAUAGCUGACUUGAGAUAUAGAUACACAUUAGCACGAUACGGCUUGUACAAGAUCAAGGGAGUAAUCGUAACAUUUGUAUCUUAUGUGUCUACAUCCAUUCUCCUAGCUGUAGCAGUGGACAGGUACAGGAGAAUUUGCCGACCUUUUCAAAGACAGGCAACAUGGUUAGAUGCUAAAGUCACAAUCGCUGUGUGCUCAGUCAUGUCUUUGAUUGUCGCCUUACCGGCUGCUAUUAUCUACGGUGUAAAGACAGUGACCACAAACAACAUCCACAUCAAUGGUUCAGAUUGUUCGAUAUCAGACGACUACAGUGGGACGCCAUAUCCAAGCAUCUAUAAUGGUGCUCAGUUCUUCAUUUUCGUGGCUGCUACACUAUGCCUUCUUGUCCUCUACAGCCUAAUAUGGAGGCAGGUUGCUAGACGUAGGACAUUCUUCAACAAGAACAGAACCAGGCAGAACCCAGAGCAGCAGUUACACAAAUCUAUUGUGUCCUUUACUGUCCAGUCUAAUGCUCCUGAAAACACGUGUGCAGCGUCAGAAUCGAGCCCACCAACUGACGAACACCUUCGUCAAGGAGAGUCUGAAACAGAUGAAGGAAUGUGUUCCUCGAAAAGUACCUCUACCGCCUUGGAACCACCAGAAGAUGUCCAUGUUGCUAGCACGCUAAGUACACAUUCAUCGUCAGGAAACAACAAGAGGUCACACAAGACACUGUUUAUGUUGUUUCUGAUCACCCUUGUAUUUGUACUGAGCUUUCUUCCUUAUCUAUGUUUAAUGGUGGCCAAAACAGCCUCUAAGGAAACGUUUGCAGGCAUUCAAGGAGCUGGGGCAGUGCUGUACAGUUUGUUCCUGAGGUCGUAUUUCAUCAAUGGUGUCGUCAAUCCGAUCAUAUACGGCUUUUGUAAUCUGUAUUUCCGACGGGAAGUUAGACUCCUGUGGAGAAAGGUUACAUGUGAUGCCACAGGUACGGUAUCUGAGGGCUCGUCACGCUAAAGAUCAGGGUUCCAUUCAACUCAUGGGUAUACUGUGUGAAGCCCAUUUCGGGGGUCUUCCGCAGUGAUAUUACUAGAAUAUUACUAAAAGCAUCGUAAAAACAUACUCACUCUAAGUAUCCGAAGAUGCGGAAUAUGUGAUUGUCGCAGUACACUGAUUGUACAUUAGAAAAAUAUAGUUGUUACCGUUUCUUGAAUAUCUAUCCAAACCAAUAUCAUAACAGAACCUCAUGGGUUAUGGAGACCAAUGGAUCUGUUGCCGAGACUGCUGAAAAGGUCAUUUGACCUCAGGAUACACUAUCUACUGGAGAUGAUCCAUGUUACAAUACGUGCUGCCAGUGAAUCAGUUUUGCCAGUGAAUCAGAAUUUUCUCUCCUACAACCUGCAUUUUUUAUCUUGAAACUCUAACUGAUGUACAAACUGCCUCAAUCUCAUUUGCAAACAAGCCUGGGACACAUUUCAGCCUUUUGGUAUGUUGUUGUAAGUCUAACUCUUACACAUGCUGAAUGCAAGCAAGUCAAUUUCUUUUUCAUGUGAGUGAAAAACUUUAUAUAAUGGAACUUAAUUAAGCACCCCCAUGUUUUAGAACAGUGAUAUGAACAGAAAAGUGUCAGAAUGUUCAUGCUUCUAGAACAAUAAAGCCUGAUUGUUUGGUGGAAGAUUGGAUAAUGACUACAGACAAACCUGCAAAAUGUAGGCAAUGUGUUAAUCUGUAGGUCCUGUGCGUAAAAAUGUCAACGCAGUUGAUUUUGUGGAACAGCCGAUCAUAGAAAACAAACUAUCCUGGGAUGACACGUGAUGAGAUAGUGUCGGAUCCCGCGAUCUGUAUAGGACCCUUGAAGUCUACUGAGGUCUUUGACAUCAGUAUAUCGUGUAUCCGCCACGUGCCUGGAUGUCAGCCUCCACAACAGGUUGAAUUAUUACUCAGCACAUGGUAAUGCUCUCAAACGACCAUCCGGAACAUGAAGCAGGAACUUUCUUUCACCGGACGAGUGACUUCGUAUCCAGAUCCCAAGAUUCCAGCGCCGUCGAGCACAACAUCCUCCUAGACGUUGCCUUUGAUGUUCAUGAGUCAGAGUUGGACGUCUGAUGAUCCUUGGGGACCUCAAAGCAAGAACCUUGAGACAAUUACGCACUGUCUUGGUUGAUUUGUUUGUUUGUUGUUUUACGCCGCACUCAGCACUAUUCCAGCUUUAUAGCUGCGGUCUGUAAAUAAUGGAAUCUGGACCAGACAAUCCAG